ACUGACCACUCCCCGUGCGCGUUUUCACCACGUGACCGAGCUGUGCUCGCUCUUGCAAAGUUAAAAACAGACUUUGUUUAUCUUGCAGCCUGUUUGUUUGAAAUGCUCUCCGACUAGUUAACCUACCUUACUUUCUUUACCCUUUUUCCUCUAGUCCCUGACUCUACUCUCCUCAGCCGUGCACACUGAGAGGAGUUUUACACCCGUAGCAUUUAGCAGCCUCUCUGUAGCCUUUUCUGCUUUCUUUGUAAUCAUCUGGAUCUUUAUUAUUUUAUAUUUUCUCCAGCUGAUAACGGGCAGCAGGAAAACAGGGCUCAGGAAUCAGGAUUUUUCCUUUCCAUCGCCUGUAUAAACCUAUAUUACUCAACAUUUUCUUCCUCCUUCGAUCGGUUUUGCUGUCAUUUUUUUGAAGGGAUUUGUUGCAGGUCGACAGGAGGAGAAAGCACCGUGAAUAUUUUUUAAAUCGAGCAUUUGGUGAGCGCCAUGGCGACUGAAGUGGAUACGUGGUCCUCCGCUCCCCAAGCCGAUGGGAUGUUCUCCUAUAAUGAGAACGUGGCAGAGGCCAACCGCUCCUACAGCGGCGACGAGGACCCGCUUAACGAGGCGGAGGUGAACGGAAACUGGACGCCUCAGGAGAAAGCGCUCCAUGAGGCGCGACUCAAAGCCAAAGCCAAGCGACGCCUGCGCAAGUCCUCAUCCCGCAACUCCACCAGCGAGUCGUUCUCCGAGUCGGGAGAUGUGGCAGGAGGCGACCCCAACAGUCCGAAGGGCAAAGUGAACACCAACGACCGCAAGUCCAGGACUGGCAAAGGCAGAGGCCUGCCAAAAAAGGGUGGAGCGGGUGGUAAAGGAGUUUGGGGGGCUGCUGGGAUGGUUUAUGAAGACGAGGAGCCUGAUGUACGAGACCCUAACUAUGAUGAAUCUUCUCAGGGAGACACAGUCUAUGCAAAAGUUGUUCCUGUGGUCGAUGAGAAGGAACUGGAAAAGAUGGUCAACCCGAUCGUACAGGAGUACUUUGAACAUGGAGACACAAAAGAGGUCCAGACAUUGUUAAGGGAGCUGAACCUGGGCCCGCACAAGUACGAGUUCUCCUCCCUGGCUGUGUCCCUGUCCCUGGAGGGGAAGGCCAGCCACAGAGAGCUGACCUCCCGCCUGCUGUCAGAUCUGACGGGCAAGGUACUGUCACAGAACGACAUGGGCCGAGCUUUCGACAAGAUCCUGAAAGAGCUGCCAGACCUCAUACUGGACACACCAGAGGCCCCGCAGAUGUUGGGCCAGUUUAUAGCCAGAGCCAUAGCAGACCACAUCCUUCCAAUGUCCUUCCUGGACUAUUACAAGGGUAAAGUGGACUGUGAGCAUGCCAGAGUGGCUUUAGACCGAGCUGCGGUGCUGCUGACCAUGAAGAGGGAGAUGAUGCGUCUAGAUAACGUGUGGGGUGUAGGCGGAGGCCAGAGACCUGUUAAACAUCUCAUCAAAGAGAUGAACCUCCUGCUCAAGGAGUACCUGAUAUCAGGUGAUGUGUCAGAGGCAGAACGCUGUCUGAGGGACCUUGAGGUCCCACACUUCCACCACGAGUUGGUCUAUGAGGCUAUAGUGAUGGUGCUGGAGUCAAAGGGAGACACAGCCAGUCACAUGAUCAUCAAGCUGCUGCAGUCCUUCUGGAAAACGGGCCUCAUCACUGUGGAUCAGAUGAAUAGGGGCUUCCAGCGUGUCUAUAACGAGCUCCCUGAAAUCAACUUGGAUGUACCGCAUGCUCACUCCCUCAUGGAGACCUUUGUGGACCUCUGCUACCAGGAGGCUGUCAUCACCAAGCAGCUGAGGGACGCCUAUCCCUCUAGAGGGCGGAAGCGUUUUGUCAGCGAAGGAGACGGAGGAGUGAUCAAGAGCUAAUCUACAAAAGGAAAAGGCAGAGCAGGAGGAGGAGGAGGAGGAGGAGGGGUGUCUACACGUUCAUGCACCGUGUUUCUGCUCCGGCAUGUCCCCCCCCCCCCCGAACCGGACAUGCUGGCAGCCUCAAGUUUCCUUAUUCUUCUCAAAAAUGUUGUCAUUACAGAAACCAGCGUUGACGUUUGGUGAGACUAGACUGAAGAGUGGCUUUGGGCGUUCAGUUCUCUUCAUCUUGUUAAUCAAUGUUUUUGACUUUUUCUUUUGUAAGAAUAUUCUUUGUUAUGGGGUUUGAUGUGCCCCCCUCUCCCCACAGUCUUUAUUCCUGUUUCUGGAGAAAAGUUGAAGCCAGAGAUAGAAUAACAAGGCUGAGGAUUGUGGAAGAAAAAAAUUGGGGUCAUUUUGUUUUUGCUUUGCUUCACCUGUCGUUAAGUCUAUUUUUAUGUACCGCAUUAUAAAUGAGAGAAGAGCACUUAAAAGAAAGAGCUAACUGUACAGUCAGUGGGCCUGUAGAAAUUCAGCUCAGCAUAACCUUUUUUUUCUGCCACCAAUGAUGUGAAAUUGUAUCAAGGACAACAUGCUUUGUAGGUUCAAGUGGUUCUAUUGAUCCUUUCUGAACAAUGUUGUUUUUUUUCUCUCUCAGUGUGUCAUUGGUUCUUGGUCUCUGAGGCCAAAUGUUCACUUUGUAAAGCACAGCAGUUGAAGCAAAGAGUGUUUUGGAACUGUUCUGGGGGUGAUUAGUUGGUACAACACAUUAAUAUACUUUUUAAAUAUAAAGAAUAAAUUGGGGUUAAUCUGUGUAAAAAGAAUAAUUAAGUAGUUUAAUUUUGAGCACUCUGGCUUUGUUUGUGGUUAAUAAAUACAAAGUUCACAAAGUCAGCUUUUUUUUUUAUGUACAGGUUGAAGACGUCCGUUAAAAGAAGAGUCUUUCUUGGAAAUUGUCUCUAAACCUGCUAAAUGGCAACCAUACUUUUCAGAAUAAUAGGUCAGGCAUAUUCAGACUGUCCUGCCACUGUUUGUAAGAGUUUUACAUGUUGACCAAAGUUAAAUAUGUUGCAACAAAAAUAUAUUUCAUUCAUUAAAAAAGCAAAAUCAUAAA
Molecule: messenger RNA, 2983 nt
Organism: Notolabrus celidotus (New Zealand spotty)
Lineage: Eukaryota; Metazoa; Chordata; Actinopteri; Labriformes; Labridae
Gene: pdcd4a
Product: programmed cell death 4a
Exons: 11
Coding region: 484-1890 (468 amino acids)
Biological process (GO): negative regulation of DNA-templated transcription
Cellular component (GO): cytosol; nucleus
Source: RefSeq, a predicted model, not a curated record